This is a messenger RNA of Alternaria burnsii, 3159 nucleotides long. RefSeq lists its product as uncharacterized. Lineage: Eukaryota; Fungi; Ascomycota; Dothideomycetes; Pleosporales; Pleosporaceae. Gene Ontology annotation, biological process: protein phosphorylation. Gene Ontology annotation, molecular function: ATP binding; protein kinase activity. The record is from RefSeq and is a predicted model, not a curated record. The transcript has 4 exons. Bases 1 to 3159 code for a protein of 1052 amino acids.
AUGACAGCCACGACAGCAAAUACCAAUCGGGCUUUCGACCUGCACCCUUUCUCCACGAAUCCGCUCAAGACGCGUGACGAUGUUGUUGCCGCCGUAGGUUCACUGCUGGAUCCCCUCAUUCCUGGUUUCUCUCCAGACAAUGCUUUGAUCAAGGUAGGCUCCACAGGUACACGCUUUGAUGAGACAGGCGCUCAGGUUGAGGGUUUCGCACGCCCACUAUGGGGUCUCGCACCGCUGCUAGCUGGUGGCGGCAAGUAUCCAGCAACCGACAAGUUUGUUCAAGGCCUCAUUUCUGGUACGGAUCCUGAGAGCCCAGAGUUCUGGGGGUACAUGGAGGAUACAGAUCAGAGGAUGGUGGAGGCGUGCCCGAUUGGAUUCACGCUUGCUGUUGCGAAUAAACAGUUUUGGGAUCCAUUGACGGACAAGCAGAAGAAGAAUGUGGAGACGUGGUUAGGGAGUAUGAACGAUAAGAAGAUGCCGGAUACAAACUGGCUUUGGUUCCGCGUCUUCGCCAAUCUGGGACUCGAGAGGAAUGGGGCGAAGUGGUCAAAAGAGCAGCUAGAGAAGGAUAUCAAGCAGCUGAACACGUACUAUCGUGGUGAUGGCUGGUCCAACGAUGGACCUGACACAUAUCGCCAGAUGGACUACUACUCCGGAUCCUUUGCGAUCCAAUACCUGCAGCUCCUCUACUCUAAACUCGCCGCAGACAUUGACCCGGAGCAAGCCGAAGAGUACAAGAAGCGCGCACACAUGUACGCUCUUGACUUUGUCCAUUACUUUGACCCUGAAGGCCGCGCCAUCACCUUUGGUCGCUCGUUGACGUAUCGAUGGGCCAUGGUAGCCUUUUGGGGCGCCGUCGCCUACGCUGACCUCGAGCUUCCUGAACCUCUUUCCUGGGGCGUAGUUAAGGGAAUUUGGAUGCGCAAUUUACGUUGGUGGACAACGCAACACGACAUCUUCCAGUCCAACGGCAUGCUCACAGUGGGCUACUCGUACCCCAAUUACUACCUAGCCGAGAACUAUAACUCGCCGCAAAGCCCAUACUGGUGCAUGCUCGCCUUUGCUUGUCUCGCAGUCCCAGAAUCACAUCCCUUCUGGUCUGCUAAAGAAGAGCCACAUCCUUUUGCCAACACCCGCGUUGUGCGUUCGCUCCCUCAUCCACGUCAAAUCGUUUGCCGGUCCGGCGGCCACACCUUCCUCCUCUCGAGCGGUCAGUCUUGCCACUACGCUAUCAAGAACAGCAAUGCCAAGUACGGUAAGUUCGCCUACAGCGCCGCCUUUGCAUACUCUGUUUCCACUGGUUACCAGGAACUCGAACAAUUCGUGCCAGAGUCGCAACUCGCCUUCUCUGACGACGGAGGCGAGCUGUGGAAGAUGCGGAGGGCGCUUAACGGUGAUUCGCAGAUUGAGGAUCGCGAUGGAGUGCCUGUAUUGGUGUCGAGCAUGAAGCCAUGGAGCGAUGUGGAGAUAACAUCGUAUCUGAUCCCGCCAGCCGAGGAUACACCAAACUGGCAUCUGCGCGUCCAUCGUGUGGUUUCGGGUCGAGACGUCAAGAGCGCAGAAGGCGCAUGGGCUGUGUACGGCGCACGCGAGUCUGACGGUCGCCUCCUCACUGAAUGGAACGGUACACUGCGUAAAUUAGAUACUUCAGUCCCCGAAGGCGCCGCCUCAGACCAUGCAUCCGCCUUCGCAGCCUCGCCUCGUACAGGCGCAAUCGGCAUCACGGAUAUCUACCAGAGCCAACGACAGGGUAGUGUAAUCCUGGCUGAUGCGAACAGCAAUCUUGUCGAGAGUAGGACGGUGCUGCCCAUUGUGCAAAAGGACAUUAAGAAAGGGGAAACUGCGUGGUUGGUUACGGCGGUGUUUGCUAUGCCUGCCAGUAAGGAAGGGUGGAGGGAGGGGUGGAAAGAGGGGUGGGAGAAGAGACCAAGUGUGCCUGGGUGGGUGAAGACCCCAAUCCCCGACAAGUCCCGCCCGCCCUCACCUCUGCGCAUUGCUAACCAGCUCACGACCGCCUCGGCCAUCCUCUGGGACCCCAAGUUUACCUCGCGAGCGCCCCCGGGCAGUCUCAAGCCAGUCCACGCCGGCACUCUUGUAGCCCCGCAGCGCACCGACUCGUCCAUCAGCGUCCGCAACCUCGGCGACGGCCACACUGUGCCCAUCGUACCUACCAUGGACAACAGAAGACACCCCAGCUCCUUCCAGCAGCUGGAGAAGCUUGGCGAGGGAACAUAUGCUACUGUGUUCAAGGGCCGCAACCGCCAGACGGGCGAGCUGGUAGCCCUGAAAGAGAUACACCUUGACUCGGAGGAAGGCACGCCCUCGACCGCUAUCCGCGAGAUCUCGCUCAUGAAGGAGCUGCGACACGAGAACAUUGUCCUGCUACACGAUGUCAUACAUACCGAGAACAAGCUCAUGCUGGUCUUCGAAUUCAUGGACAAGGAUCUCAAGAGGUAUAUGGACUCGCGGGGUGACCGCGGUGCUCUGGACCCUGCAACCAUCAAGUCCUUCAUGUACCAGUUGCUGAAAGGAAUCGCUUUUUGCCACGAGGCCCGCGUCCUCCACCGUGAUCUGAAGCCCCAGAACCUCCUGAUCAACAACCGCGGCCAGCUGAAGUUGGCCGACUUCGGUCUCGCUCGCGCUUUUGGCAUCCCCGUAAAUACCUUCUCAAAUGAAGUCGUAACUCUAUGGUACCGUGCCCCUGACGUCCUGCUCGGCAGCAGAACCUACAACACAAGUAUCGAUAUCUGGUCGGCAGGCUGCAUCAUGGCCGAGAUGUACACUGGGCGGCCGCUCUUUCCAGGAACCACCAACGAGGACCAGGUUCAGAAGAUCUUCAGGCUUAUGGGCACACCAUCUGAACGAUCAUGGCCGGGCAUCUCGCAGUUGCCAGAGUACAAGAACAACUUUCCUGUUUACCACACCCAGGACCUACGCCUUAUACUGCCACAAGUCGACCAGGUCGGUCUCAGCCUCCUCAACUGUAUGCUCCAGUUGCGGCCAGAGAUGCGCAUAUCCGCCGCGAACGCACUUCAGCACCCCUGGUUCAAUGACCUGCCACAGAGGCAGCAGGAAAUGGCGCAGAUGCAAGCUCAGGCCCAGGCUCAGGCCCAGCAACCGCAGAUGGGUGGCUACCAAGUACCUCAGAACGCCUACUAG